Molecule: messenger RNA, 1636 nt
Organism: Notolabrus celidotus (New Zealand spotty)
Lineage: Eukaryota; Metazoa; Chordata; Actinopteri; Labriformes; Labridae
Gene: necap2
Product: NECAP endocytosis associated 2
Exons: 8
Coding region: 87-854 (255 amino acids)
Biological process (GO): endocytosis
Cellular component (GO): clathrin vesicle coat; membrane
Source: RefSeq, a predicted model, not a curated record
GAUCGGCGAGUUCAACCGUUCAACUCCAGCCGAGGUGUACAUUGGAAGUCGGAAGUUGUUUGGAUAGUUAAGUGAAACUUGACAAAAUGGCAGAAGACAACAGUUACGAGUCAAUGCUCUGUGUGAAACCCGAAGUCCAUGUUUACAAGAUCCCACCGCGAGCGUCUAACCGUGGAUAUCGAGCUGCUGACUGGAAGCUGGAUGAGCCUGCUUGGAGUGGUAGGAUGAAAAUCACUGCUAAAGGCAAAAUGGCCUUCAUUAAGUUAGAGGACAGAAACACAGGAGAGUUGUUUGCCCAAGCUCCAGUCGAUCAGUAUCCAGGCAUCAUUGUUGAAGCUGUCACAGACUCAAGCCGAUAUUUUGUGAUCCGGAUUGAAGACGGCAACGGACGCCACGCUUUUAUCGGCCUGGGUUUCGCUGAUCGUGGAGACUCAUUCGACUUCAAUGUAGCUUUACAAGACCAUUUUAAGUGGGUGAAGCAGGAAGGGGAGCUCGCUAAAAUGGAAGCUUGUCAGAUUGAAGCACCCAAGCUGGACCUCAGCUUCAAAGAGGGACAGACCAUCAAGAUCAGCAUUGGGAAUAUCAAGAAGAAGGAAGCAGGAGGUGCAAAACCACGGCCCAUGGGUGGGGGUUUGCUUCCACCGCCACCAGGUGCAAAGGCUGGAGGGGUCCUCCCACCUCCUGUUGGACAACAAACAGUUCCAGCUGCACAGGCUAAUCCUGUCCCUCUUUUAGACUUUGGCUCCACUGUUCCUGCAGCCCAGCCUAGCUCUGACCUAUGGGGGGAUUUCACAUCUGCUGGUUCUAACUCCAGUAAAGACGCAGCAACAUCAGGAUGGGUGCAGUUUAGUUGAGUUAUGAGAACGCGUGCACACACUCAGGUUGCAUACAUUCCACGGACAGGUCAAUGAUGGGGGAAAGAAACUAAGAGAGAGAGAGAGAGGAACUGUUAGCAAACUUGACUGGCUCAUUCGCUGCACCUGUUCUAUAAAGACACUGUUCAUAUUGAAGCGUAGCCCGCUGACCAACAGACUCUGGAGGAUCAAACAGUAAAAUGUUCAUAUUUUCUACAAUCAUAUUCUAUCUCUACACUAUGCUAUGCAACCAGUACUGUGUUCCUCGUCUUUACGUCAUACUCUCAGUUAUGCCUUCACACCACCAACACUCAUCUCAAUGUUGUUUUUACCAUUUGGGAGAAUUAAAGGUUUACCUAUUGAAGUAUCCAUGUUUUAUGUAGCUGUGUACCACAGUAUGUGUGUUGUUUUUCUGAAUUUUAGUCAAUCUUUUAGGAUAUCUUUUGAAUUUAAUUUGAGAUCUGAUUGGUGGUGUGUUAAACUCCUUUAUGCCUUCAUCACAUAAUACCCUGCCUUUUGUUUUUAAAUACUGAGGAAAAGUCCUAAUUGCCAUUUUGCCCAUGGUUCACAGUUUGGUUUUGCCCAUUUGUCUGUCUGUGUUUUGCUCUUCAUUUGUCUUUGCUUCGUGUGUUGUUGCUUUUUAUAUGUGCCUUUUACCAAAUUUAAAUUUCCUUAAUUUUUGAUGCUAGUACAAAUUGAGUAUUUUGAUCAAGUGCCUUCCUGGAAAAAUGAUCUAAAAUGUAAAAUUGUAUGUUUUCUUGUAAAUAAAACAAUAUAUUUCA